UUUUUUUUUCUGGACAUACUGAAGCUGGAGUCUACCAGACUGAGGUUAGGAGCAUUUUCUUUGGCAACAAGAAGAGACUUUUAUAGAAGCCAUGCCUGUCCUCGGAGUUGCCUCAAAACUGAGACAGCCAGCUGUUGGGUCAAAGCCUGUUCACACUGCUCUUCCGAUACCGACUCUUGGCAUCAGUGUGCCACAGCACUGUGCUUCAAGACCUUUGGAACUUGCUACACCGGAAUGCUCAAUGCUUUCUUGUCAGCUCACAUUAAAAUCAACCUGUGAGUUUGGGGAGAGGAAAGCCCUGCAGGCAACAGCCAAGGAGAGCGAAGACAGCAAGAUUUACACUGACUGGGCCAACCACUACCUGGCAAAAUCUGGCCACAAACGGCUGAUCAAGGAUUUGCAGCAGGACAUUGCUGACGGCGUCCUCCUGGCAGACAUCAUUGAGAUCAUUGCAAAUGAGAAAGUGGAAGAUAUCAAUCGAUGUCCUAGAAGUCAGGCUCAGAUGAUUGAAAAUGUUGAUGUCUGCCUUAGUUUUCUAGCAGCCCGGGGAGUAAAUGUUCAAGGUCUAUCUGCUGAAGAGAUAAGAAAUGGAAACUUAAAAGCCAUUCUAGGGCUGUUUUUCAGUUUGUCUCGCUACAAGCAGCAACAGCACCAUCAGCAGCAGUAUUACCAGUCCUUGGUGGAACUUCAACAGCGAGUGACUCAUACCACCCCACGGUCGGAAGCCAGUCAGGCCAAAACCCAGCAAGAUAUGCAGUCCAGUCUGACAGCCAGAUAUGCAGCUCAGUGUAAUCACAGUGGAAUUGCAACCAGUCAGAAAAAGCCUACUAGGCUUCCAGGGCCCUCUAGGGUGCCAGCUGCGAGCAGCGGCAACAAGGCUCAGGGAGCCUCCAAUCUAAACAGGAGAAGUCAGAGCUUUAACAGCAUUGACAAAAACAAGCCUCCAAAUUAUGCAAAUGGCAAUGAGAAAGAUUCCUCCAAAGGACCUCAACCAUCUUCAGGUAUAAAUGGAAACACACAGCCUCCCAACACUGCUGGGCAACCCCCAGCCUCUGCCAUCCCUUCCCCAAGUGCCAGCAAGCCCUGGCGGAGCAAGUCCAUGAAUGUCAAGCACAGUGCCACCUCUACCAUGCUGACGGUGAAGCAGCCAAGCCCAGCCACCUCUCCCACUCCAUCUUCAGACAGACUGAAGCCCCCUGUCACAGAAGGGGUCAAAAGUGCUCCCUCGGGCCAGAAAUCUAUGCUUGAAAAAUUCAAGCUGGUUAAUGCUCGGACUGCGUUGCGCCCUCCGCAGACUCCCAGUUCAGGAUCUAGUGACCUUGGGAAGGAAGAUGAUGCCUUUUCUGAAUCCGGAGAGAUGGAAGGCUUUAACAGUGGUCUGAAUAACGGUGGCUCAACAAACAGCAGCCCUAAAGUGUCACCUAAAUUAGCCCCUCCAAAAGCAGGAAGCAAAAAUUUCAGCAAUAAAAAGUCUUUGCUGCAGCCAAAAGAAAAGGAGGAAAAGAACAGGGACAAGAAUAAAGCCUGCGCUGAAAAGACAGGAAAGGAAGAAAAGGACCCGGUGGUGGAGACGACCCCGAAAAAGACCUCUAAAAUCGCAAGCUUGAUCCCAAAGGGCAGCAAGACCGCAGCAGCCAAGAAAGAAAGCUUAAUUCCAUCGUCCAGUGGGAUUCCAAAGCCAGGCUCAAAGGUGCCCACGGCAAAGCAGACUAUUUCACCUAGCAGUGGAGCAGGCAAAGAGUCUGAGAAAUUCAGGACUACGAAGGGAAGCCCUUCUCAGGCCUUCCCAAAGGCCAUGGCCACGGAGAAAGCAAGCUCACCCAGCCUCUCGGCUUCUCAGGAGGGUAGGGAGGCUGGCCACGCAUCUCCCUCUAGCUCCUGUGUUAUGCAGGUGGCACACAGCAGUGGACAGAGCCCAGGCAAUGGACCGGUCCAGCUCCCUCAGCAGCAGCAACAUAGUCACCCCAACACUGCUACGGUGGCUCCUUUCAUUUACAGGGCACAUGCAGAAAACGAAGGCACCUCUUUAGCACCUGCUGACUCGUGCACCAGCCCCACAAAGAUGGACCCUUCGUAUAGCAAGACGGCUAAGCAGUGCCUAGAGGAGAUAUCUGGUGAAGAUCCUGAGACUAGGAGAAUGCGCACAGUGAAGAACAUAGCUGACCUGAGGCAGAACUUGGAAGAGACGAUGUCCAGUCUUCGUGGGACCCAGAUAAGCCACAGCACCCUGGAGACAACGUUUGAUACUACUGUGACAACUGAAGUAAAUGGAAGGACCAUCCCCAACCUGACAAGCCGACCUGCGCCAAUGACCUGGAGACUGGGUCAGGCAUGUCCUCGUCUACAGGCUGGAGAUGCCCCCUCAAUGGGCGCUGGAUACCCUCGAAGCGGUACCAGCCGGUUCAUCCACACAGACCCCUCCAGGUUCAUGUAUACGACGCCUCUGCGCAGAGCCGCUGUCUCGCGUUUGGGUAACAUGUCACAAAUGGAUAUGAGCGAGAAAGCAAGCAGUGACCUGGAUGUGUCUUCUGAAGUGGAUGUCGGUGGAUACAUGAGCGAUGGAGAUAUCCUUGGCAAGAGUCUGAGAGCUGAUGACAUCAACAGUGGGUACAUGACAGAUGGUGGGCUCAGCCUAUAUGCUAGAGGCUUGAACAGAGUUCCAGACACAGCAUCUUCCCGGGAUGUCAUACAGAGAGGAGUCCAUGACGUGACAGUGGAUGCGGACAGCUGGGACGACAGUAGUUCAGUGAGCAGCGGCCUCAGCGAUACACUUGACAACAUCAGCACCGAUGACCUGAACACCACGUCCUCCAUCAGCUCCUACUCCAACAUCACAGUCCCCUCCAGGAAGCACACCCAGCUGAAAACAGAUGCGGAGAAACGUUCAGCAACAGAUGAGACCUGGGAUAGUCCGGAGGAGCUGAAGAAGACUGAAGAAGAUUUUGACAGCCACAGUGAUGGAGGCGCCAAGUGGAAGGGCGCUACUUCUGGACUUGCCGAAGACUCAGAGAAGACGGGGCAAAAAGCGGGCCUCUCUGUGUCUCAGACAGGUUCCUGGAGGAGAGGCAUGUCUGCCCAGGGAGGAACACCAGCGAGACAGAAACCCGGCACAAGUGCACUCAAGACCCCUGGGAAGACCGAUGAUGCCAAAGCUUCAGAGAAAGGGAAAACUCCCCUUAAAGGAUCAUCCUUGCAAAGGUCUCCUUCAGAUGCAGGUAAAAGCAGUGGAGAUGAAGGGAAAAAAACACCCUCGGGCAUCGGGAGAUCAACCGCCAGCAGCUCUUUUGGAUAUAAGAAGCCAAGUGCUGUAGGCUCCUCAUCUACCAUGAUUACCAGCAGUGGUGCCACCAUAACGAGCGGUUCAGCUACACUGGGGAAAAUCCCCAAAUCCACUGCCAUUGGUGGGAAGUCCAACGCAGGAAGGAAGACCAGUCUGGAUGGAUCCCAGAAUCAAGAUGAUGUGGUCCUGCACGUGAGCUCCAAGACCACCCUGCAGUACCGCAGCUUGCCCCGCCCUUCUAAGUCCAGCACCAGCGGUAUCCCCGGGCGAGGCGGCCACAGAUCCAGUACCAGCAGCAUUGAUUCCAACGUCAGCAGCAAGUCAGCUGGGGCCACCACUUCCAAACUGAGAGAACCCUCUAAGAUUGGCUCAGGGCGCUCGAGUCCUGUCACUGUCAACCAAACAGACAAAGAGAAGGAGAAAGUAGCGGUCUCUGAUUCAGAGAGCGUUUCUUUGUCAGGUUCCCCCAAAUCCAGCCCCACCUCUGCCAGUGCCUGUGGCACACAAGGGCUCAGACAGCCAGGGUCUAAAUAUCCAGAUAUUGCCUCGCCUACAUUUCGAAGGUUGUUUGGUGCCAAGGCAGGUGGCAAAUCUGCCUCUGCACCUAAUACUGAGGGUGUGAAAUCCUCCUCAGUAGUGCCCAGCCCUAGUACCUCUUUAGCCCGUCAAGGCAGUCUGGAGUCACCGUCGUCUGGUACGGGCAGCAUGGGCAGUGCUGGUGGGCUGAGUGGCAGCAGCAGCCCUCUCUUCAAUAAACCCUCAGACUUAACUACAGAUGUUAUAAGCUUAAGUCACUCCUUGGCUUCCAGCCCGGCAUCGGUUCAUUCUUUCACAUCGGGUGGGCUUGUGUGGGCUGCCAAUAUGAGCAGUUCCUCUGCCGGCAGCAAGGACACCCCGAGUUACCAGUCCAUGACCAGUCUCCAUACGAGCUCUGAGUCAAUUGACCUGCCCCUCAGCCAUCAUGGCUCCCUGUCUGGACUGACCACAGGGACUCACGAGGUGCAGAGCCUGCUCAUGAGAACGGGUAGUGUGAGAUCUACUCUCUCAGAAAGCAUGCAGCUUGACAGAAAUACACUACCCAAAAAGGGACUAAGAUACACCCCGUCGUCUCGGCAGGCCAACCAAGAAGAAGGCAAAGAGUGGCUACGCUCCCAUUCCACGGGAGGGCUGCAAGACACUGGAAACCAGUCGCCCCUGGUCUCCCCUUCUGCCAUGUCAUCUUCAGCCACAGGAAAAUACCACUUCUCCAACUUGGUGAGUCCCACCAACCUGUCUCAGUUUAACCUUCCUGGGCCCAGUAUGAUGCGCUCCAACAGCAUUCCUGCCCAAGACUCCUCCUUCGACCUGUAUGACGAUGCCCAGCUUUGUGGUAGUGCCACUUCCCUGGAGGAAAGGCCGCGUGCUAUCAGCCAUUCGGGAUCCUUCAGAGACAGCAUGGAGGAAGUUCACGGUUCUUCGCUGUCGCUGGUCUCUAGCACAUCUUCGCUCUACUCCACGGCUGAAGAAAAGGCACAUUCAGAGCAAAUCCAUAAGCUACGGAGAGAACUGGUUGCAUCCCAGGAGAAAGUUGCCACCCUCACGUCUCAGCUGUCUGCUAAUGCUCACCUUGUAGCAGCUUUUGAAAAGAGCUUAGGGAAUAUGACUGGCCGGCUGCAAAGUCUAACGAUGACAGCGGAACAAAAGGAAUCUGAACUUAUAGAACUACGGGAAACCAUUGAAAUGUUGAAGGCCCAGAACUCUGCUGCACAGGCAGCCAUUCAGGGUGCACUGAAUGGCCCGGACCACCCUCCCAAAGAUCUCCGCCUCAGAAGACAGCAUUCUUCUGAAAGUGUUUCUAGUAUCAAUAGCGCCACGAGCCACUCCAGCAUUGGCAGUGGUAACGAUGCCGACUCCAAGAAAAAGAAAAAGAAAAACUGGCUGAGAAGUUCUUUCAAACAAGCCUUUGGAAAGAAAAAGUCCACCAAGCCACCUUCCUCACAUUCGGACAUUGAAGAGCUAACAGACUCGUCCCUGCCAGCCUCCCCCAAGCUACCCCACAAUGCCAGCGAGUGUGGCUCCACAUCCAUGAAGCCCUCUCAGUCAGCUUCAGCUGUCUGUGUAACUGUGCGAACGUGCAGGUCACCCCUUGUCUGGCCACCCAAGAAACGAAACAAUGGCCCUGUGAUCUACAAGCAUAGAUCCCGCAUCUGUGAGUGCACAGAAGCUGAGGCGGAGAUCAUCCUGCAGCUGAAGAGUGAGCUCAGAGAAAAGGAAUUAAAAUUAACAGAUAUAAGGCUGGAGGCUCUCAGCUCAGCUCAUCAUCUCGAUCAGAUCCGGGAAGCCAUGAACCGGAUGCAGAACGAAAUUGAAAUAUUGAAGGCUGAAAAUGACCGUUUGAAGGCCGAGACCGGUAACACAGCUAAGCCUGCUAGGCCUCCAUCUGAGUCCUCAAGCACAGCCUCUUCCUCUUCCUCUCGCCAGUCCUUAGGGCUUUCGCUCAACAACCUGAACAUCACAGAGUCUGUUACCUCAGAUAUUUUGCUAGAUGACACUGGUGAUGCAACUGGACAUAAGGAUGGCCGCAGUGUGAAAAUUAUAGUCUCUGUAAGCAAGGGCUAUGGUCGAGCCAAGGACCAGAAGUCUCAGGCAUAUUUGAUAGGAUCCAUUGGUGUUAGUGGAAAAACCAAAUGGGAUGUCUUAGAUGGUGUUAUUAGGCGUCUCUUUAAGGAAUAUGUGUUCCGAAUUGAUACAUCCUCUAGUCUUGGUCUGAGCUCUGACUGUAUUGCUAGCUACUGUAUAGGAGAUUUAAUUCGAUCCCAUAACCUAGAAGUGCCUGAGCUGCUGCCUUGUGGAUACUUGGUUGGCGAUAAUGAUGUCAUCACUGUGAACCUGAAAGGGGUAGAAGAAAAUAGUUUGGACAGCUUUGUUUUUGAUACACUGAUUCCUAAGCCAAUUACCCAAAGGUACUUUAACUUGCUGAUGGAGCACCACAGAAUUAUACUCUCAGGACCGAGUGGUACUGGAAAGACCUAUUUAGCAAACAAACUUGCUGAAUAUGUCAUAACAAAGUCUGGGAGGAAAAAAACAGAGGAUGCAAUUGCUACUUUUAAUGUGGACCACAAGUCAAGUAAGGUGAGUCACAGAAUACUAAGAAAACAACUUCAGCAAUUAAGGUUUAAAAUUAUGUGCAACUUCCAUUUGACACAUGGGGGAAAAAAGUCAAUGUAUGGGAAACGUGCACCGUGGGAAGAUCCCUCCAAGUGGGUCCUUGACACAUACCCAUGGAGUUCUGCAUCCCUGCCCCGGGAGGGCCCAGCAUUACUACAGUUGCGACCAGAAGAUGUUGGGUACGAGGGCUGCACAUCUACGAAGGAAGCCACAACGUCAAAGCACAUCCCCCAGACUGACACAGAAGGGGACCCCUUGAUGAAUAUGCUAAUGAAACUCCAAGAAGCAGCCAAUUACUCGGGCACACAAAGCUGCGACAGCGAUAGCAUCAGCCACCACGAAGACAUUUUGGACUCAUCUAUUGAAUCCACCCUCUGAAGGGUGACAAAGUCAGGCAAAGGACUAUGCUUUCUAAAGGGGUGUUUUUAAAAGACAGGUAUUAUCACUAAACCACUGCCAGUAUGAAAGACCCCUGUCCAGGGCCCUGACCCAGCGUUGUGGUUUCCAAGGAGGCAGCAGAAUUAAGGUGGAACCGCCAAGGCGCUAAACUGAAAUGGGAGCUUAAGUUGAUUGUAUUCCUAGGCGGUUUUCCUAACUAUAAAGUUAGCAAGGGCUCCAUUACCCGACUGGAAAGGACCCUAAACACAGGGCAACUGAGUAGAUUUUUGCAAACGGGCAUAGUGAGACUGGACGUUAUUUUCUUCCUCUUUCAAAGUUUACAAUGCAAACCUAUUUUUUCU
This is a messenger RNA of Acomys russatus (golden spiny mouse), 7167 nucleotides long. It is a transcript of the gene Nav3, whose product is annotated as neuron navigator 3. The record is from RefSeq and is a predicted model, not a curated record. Gene Ontology annotation, molecular function: protein binding. Bases 92 to 6805 code for a protein of 2237 amino acids. The transcript has 35 exons. Gene Ontology annotation, biological process: nervous system development; neurogenesis. NCBI's taxonomy places the organism in Eukaryota, Metazoa, Chordata, Mammalia, Rodentia, Muridae.